UCUCCACCCCUUUUCUUAAGUUGCCCUGAUAGUAAGUGGCUGUUUCAGAGCGGAGCACAUGCGGAGUGUCAGCGCUCGCCCGCGCCUUUCUCCCCGAAUUUUGUUAGCCCCCGCUCUACCUGCUGCGGGAUUUUUACCUGGCCCCUUGCCUCCCCGGGCUCCACUCCACUGCGGAAUCUGAAAAGAUGAUGUUGUACGAUGUUAUUUACAGACGGGACCAGUAAGUAGAACUGAUUGAUCAUUCCUGAAGUAUAUGACAGAGUUCUGUGUCUCUUGUAUUUUAGCUGUGCUGUCCAAUACAAGGGAAGCAUCUUGGGUUUUUCUGGAGAGGAAAUUUGGCAGUUCUGAUAAAAAAAAAAUUCAGAGAAGACAGCACUCCCUGAAGCUCAAUGACUAAAAGCAACGGAGAAGAGCCCCAACCUGGGGGUAGAAUGGAGCGGUUCCAGCAAGGAGUCCGAAAACGGACACUCUUGGCUAAGAAGAAAGUACAGAGCAUCACAAAGGAAGAUGUUAAAAGUUAUCUAUUUCGGAAUGCCUUUGUUCUCCUCACUGUCACCGCUGUCAUUGUGGGUACAAUCCUUGGAUUUACUCUCCGGCCGUACAAAAUGAGCUACCGGGAAGUUAAGUACUUCUCCUUCCCAGGAGAACUUUUAAUGAGGAUGCUACAGAUGUUGGUGUUGCCUCUCAUCGUCUCCAGCCUAGUCACAGGGAUGGCUGUCCUAGAUAGUAAGGCCUCAGGGAAGAUGGGAAUGAGAGCAGUGGUCUAUUACAUGACUACCACAAUCAUUGCUGUGGUGAUUGGCAUAAUCAUUGUCAUCAUCGUCCAUCCUGGGAAAGGCUCAAAGGAGAACAUGCACAGAGAAGGCAAAAUUGUACAAGUGACAGCCACAGACGCCUUCCUUGACUUGAUCAGGAAUAUGUUCCCUCCCAAUCUGGUGGAAGCCUGCUUUAAACAGUUUAAGACCAACUAUGAGAAGAAAACCUUUAAGGUGCCUCUUGCGCCCAAUGAAACACUUUUAGCUUCUGUGAUAAGCAAUGUUUCAGAGGCCAUGGAAACCCUCACCCGUAUAAAGGAGGAAAUGGUCCCAGUUCCAGGGGCUGUGAAUGGAGUGAAUGCACUGGGGCUGGUCGUCUUCUCAAUGUGUUUUGGAUUGGUGAUUGGAAAUAUGAAGGAGCAAGGGCAAGCCCUGAAAGAUUUCUUUGAUUGCCUCAAUGAGGCUAUUAUGAGACUGGUAGCUGUGAUCAUGUGGUAUGCUCCACUUGGGAUCCUCUUUUUGAUUGCUGGAAAAAUAGUUGAGAUGGAGGAUAUGGGAGUGAUUGGUGGGCAGCUGGCUAUGUACACCAUAACUGUCAUCAUCGGAUUGCUCAUUCAUGCAGUUAUUGUGCUCCCACUAAUCUACUUCUUGGUAACUCGCAAAAAUCCUUGGGUUUUUAUUGGAGGAUUAUUGCAGGCGCUUAUCACGGCUUUGGGGACAUCCUCCAGUUCCGCCACCCUGCCCAUCACUUUUAAGUGCCUGGAAGAGAACAAUGGAGUGGACAAACGGGUGACUAGAUUUGUCCUACCAGUGGGUGCCACGAUCAACAUGGAUGGGACUGCUCUGUAUGAGGCCCUUGCUGCCAUCUUCAUUGCUCAAGUUAAUAACUUUGAACUGAACUUUGGACAGAUUAUCACCAUCAGCAUCACAGCCACAGCUGCCAGCAUUGGAGCUGCUGGGAUCCCUCAGGCAGGCCUGGUGACGAUGGUCAUCGUGCUAACCUCUGUGGGGCUGCCCACGGAUGACAUCACCCUCAUCAUUGCUGUGGACUGGUUCCUGGAUCGCCUUCGUACAACCACCAAUGUUCUAGGAGACUCUCUUGGGGCAGGAAUUGUUGAGCACUUAUCACGACAUGAGCUGAAGAACCAAGAUGCAGAAAUGGGUAAUUCUGUGAUCGAAGAGAAUGAAAUGAAGAAACCCUAUCAGCUCAUCUCCCAGGAAAAUGAGACCGAAAAACGCAUUGAUAGUGAAACCAAGAUGUAAACUGGCACAAUGAAAUAUAACUUUUCCAUCCAGUUGUAUCUCAUUUUCCAGAAACCCCUUAUUUUGCUCUCUCUUCCUAUUUGGAUAGCAUUUUAAAAUGUCAACAAAAUUUUGAUGGGGCCAAAAUGUAUGAUUGUCAUUCUGUUUCUCAAAAGGAAAAAAAAUGAACAGUUUAUCUACUGGUCUUGCCUGGGUAUGUGCAAAAAGAGAUCAGAAAGAAAGUUGACCAAGUCAACAGAAAAAUGCAAGUGUAUAUGACACAACCCUAUAAAUGUGAUCUUGUUUUUUAUAAGCUGGAAAGUCAAAAUUAGGUAGAAGAGGCUGGAAAUAUAUUUUUUCUUAAUUCCUAUUUCAAAAUUUCUGGAUCCAUAGAACACAGUCCAGGUUAGGUCUCAAAAUAUAAUUAACUUGAUGUAACCGCAACCAGAUAAAAGAUGGUCAAUCAGAAUCUGUCUUUAUCUAGUUUGUGACUUCCUGUCUCAUCUCACUAAUCUCACUAUGCUCCAGAGCAUAGGAAAAGGCCAGCUUAGGGGCUGCUGACCAUUAAAAAUCACCACCUUUGUGUCUCUUCCUGACAUCUUGCAAUAAAAGACAUUUCUUAGAGGAGGAGAUUAUCCUCCAGGGAGGAUUAUGUCUAAGGUAAACAUGGCAGGGUGGUUCCCUAGUCCUAGAUCAGAAGCCAUCUUUUCCAAGUGGGCAGCUAUGCAAAAUACCAAGAGAUAGAUCUAUUUAGGAGUGAAACUUCACCAAACAUCCUGCCCAUGCUUUAGAAAGGGAAAGAAGAGAAGUAAGAGGUCAAACUGCCCUUCCUUCUUUUCCCAAUAGGGGAAAUUUAGGGGGUUUUUUUGGGGGGAGGAGGGAGAAUUGUUAUCCAUUAUAUCUACUAAGAAUAGUAAUUUAGAAAAUAAAACUGAAAACUAAUGGAGUGCUUAAGCUUUUACUGGCACUAGAAAAAACAUGAAUAGCAAGAUAGUGAAUGGAUGGAAUGUUUCAGAAAUGUAAAAAGAAUUUUAAAGAGUGAUAUGGGUCUCCAGUGGGGAAUAUAAAUGGAAAGAAUAAAAAGGGAAGAGAUUUAAAAUACUCUUUACUCUGAUAUGUUUUCUGCUCAGUCCAAAAUUGUUCCCCAAGGAAACCUGAAGAUCAAAAUAUCGAUGUUAUGUGUUUUCAUUUUUUAUGUAUUUUGAAGGAGUCAAAAUGGAAGAGGUUUACAAUGUAGUUAGAGACAGAGAGGAGAUUGAAAGUUGAGUGAGGGCCUGUCAUGUAAAAACUAUUUUUAUAACCAAAUAUUCAGCGAAUAAGGAAAUUAGACAUUUCUUUGGGUUAAAAUUCUACUCAUCCAAUUAUUCACAAUAUUUGGUUAUGUCAUGCUUGUUCCCAGAAGAAAUGUCAGAUGAUUGUUGAGAUGUUGUUCAUUGGACUUAGAGAGCAUUAGUUAAAACAAAGCAACUCCUUGGUUUUGAGUCAAGAGACAGGUAUAAUUUCCCCCUUUGCUUAGAAAUAAUUCAGUAAAAGUGAUCAUCUGGGAGCUGUCAGACAUUGCAAGCUGUGCUUGAGUCUAUAACUGAAAGAGCAAAGGAUGUAUUUGCUUUUGCUAACAGGUUGAAUAUCUAGACACACACAUCCUCUGAUAUGUAAUUAGAACUAUUUUUAUAGAAAUGCAGUGCAUUAUGUGCAUAUAAAAAGUUAAUGUUAGUCUAUAUGGAGUAACAUUUAAUGUUUAUUGUGGCUCUAUUUGGAAAAUACACUGCAAAAACUUCAUGCAAGUGGAUGUCUUUCUAUGACAUAUUUGGAGAAAAAUGGAUUGUGACACAACACAUAUCUUGGGAUUUGGGAUUUUUUUUAAUACUAACUCUAUUUCUUCUGGAAAUCAGGUCAUCUAGGAUAAUCCCCUUCUACCCUUUAUUGGCUUUGCAGGUAGAUACAUCCAGUGUGGACUGAGAAACAUUACUUUGUAGAUGUAUUUUCAAUAAAAAAAAAUAAUUUUACAUUA
Molecule: messenger RNA, 4008 nt
Organism: Sarcophilus harrisii (Tasmanian devil)
Lineage: Eukaryota; Metazoa; Chordata; Mammalia; Dasyuromorphia; Dasyuridae
Gene: SLC1A3
Product: solute carrier family 1 member 3
Exons: 10
Coding region: 390-2018 (542 amino acids)
Biological process (GO): L-aspartate import across plasma membrane; D-aspartate import across plasma membrane; L-glutamate import across plasma membrane
Cellular component (GO): plasma membrane
Molecular function (GO): neutral L-amino acid transmembrane transporter activity; L-glutamate transmembrane transporter activity; glutamate:sodium symporter activity
Source: RefSeq, a predicted model, not a curated record